Xyrichtys novacula (pearly razorfish) is the source of this 15749-nucleotide messenger RNA. The record is from the annotation of a GenBank genome assembly. Lineage: Eukaryota; Metazoa; Chordata; Actinopteri; Labriformes; Labridae.
GCCUUUUCUUGGCGUUUUUUCUCUUCUUCCUCUUUCUUUUCUCUGCUCCUGAAGUAUAUGUCCUUUUUGCGACAUUGUUUUGCCCCACAACUACCUGCGCUUUGGAUACUCAGUGCACAUUGCACAGCAAAAGGCACAUAACGGUAGCAAAGCUUUGACAUUUUAGCAGUAAGAAUCAUAGGCCUACAUCAGCAGCAGCACUAAAAUGAUUUUACCUUAUUUUAUUUUUACAAUAAUAUAUAUUUGAUCAGACAGAAAGCAUUACUCAUACAUGCAAAAAAAAAAAAAAAAAAAAUUAUUGCUCUUGGGGGCCCCCUAUUGGCCGUGGGGCCCUAAGCAGGCGCUUAGUUCGCUUAUGCCUUGGGCCGGCUCUGCUGUGACUCCUUCAUCAGCAGAGUGACAUCAUUUCUACAAUAAUAAACCAACCUUUCAGAAAUGACAACGCUCUGCUUUGAAAUGCUUCAUGGAAAGAUUUUGGUGUGCUUUAAGUUGUCUUUGCAAAGCUCGGAAUAUAUUCAUCAUAUCAAUAUCAGUAAAUACAUGGCUGUGCUGAAAAAAAAAAACACUGGAGACAAACAGCAUUUUAUAUAAUUCUGAUUAUUUUUUGAGGGAUGAAAUCAUAGAUAUCUCCUUUCUACAUACCUUAACAGAGCUUUGCCGCAUUAAACCCAAACAGAAACUUUGUAUGUUAAAAAUGAAGCCAACACGUGUAUUUAAAAUGCUGUCACUCAAAUGUCCACUUCAGCUUGCAAAAGUCAAAAAAUUCCCAUUAUGUUCAAUAUUAAAAUAGCUAACAGUAUCUCCAGCACCCCUUCGCAGCAACAAAUGAGUGACAUCACGGAGAUGAAGUCCAUGUUUUAGGAUUUAAAUACACUGCAGCUACUUCUAUUUUGCAGGAAAUCACAGUUCCUUAGUUUUUUUUUUUUUUUUUACUGAAAAAAAUAAAAAUUUUCAGCCUCUUUGAAAACUGUUUUAGUUUCCAUAUCUCUUUUGUUUUGUUUUUGUGGAAGCUGGGUGAUUUUUUUUGUACUGUUACUCAUCUACUGUCAUUAUGUAAGGGUUAAGAGUCUUUUAUAACAACACUUAAUUAGGGGAAGGGCUGAUUUGACUGAUUUAAUGGCUGUUUGUCAGGCAACAAGGCUGUGACCUCAGUGACUUUACCAAGGCCAUGCCCUCACUUUAUGCGGCCCAUUACUGAAUCUAAAUGCAUUCGGUUUAAUGUCACUAAGCCAUUGUUUAGUGACAUUACAUUUCGAACUGAGCUCAUAGUUCUGCAGUGUUUGGACACCAAAACUACUUCAGUUUGAUCAUUGGCUUUAGUAAUACACUUCAGCACUGACUGAUAAGUUUCAUAUGGGACCAAAAUCUAAGGUAACACUCUGUCAACCAUGUCUGACUCCUCUUGACCUCCUCAAUCCCUUCACUCCAUGAUCAUGUGCUGGGCAGUUGUUUUUCCCAUUUCAUGUGUGGUUUGGUCAAACUUAGAUUCUAAAUAAUCUUAGUUGAAAACUGAUCUUUUUUAAAGACCCGAGAUGUGGAUGUACUAUAGUUUUACUGCCCCUAACAAUGUCAAUUUUCCUUUGAAAAUGCAGUGUGAGAUUUGGCGACAUCUGGUGGUGAAGACUUAGAUCACUAAUGAUUCACAACUGCUUUCUUCACCCUCUCUUUUUACAGCUGUUUGGAAAACCUGCCAAAGCAUUGAAACAAAACCGUAAAAAACAUUCUGAAUGCCAAGUCUGGAGACAGCGUCAGGAGCAUAAAGAGUUUAGAAAUAUGUAUGGCAAAAUGUAAAAAUAUACUAAUUAUGAUAAUAAAUAUUCUUCCCAGUGCACACGUACACAUUAUGCAUACAUUAUGGAAAAGUUAAUAUCUGUAGUGUGUGAAUAACACAAAUGAUGAAAAACAUGUCAAACAAAUACAAAUGGAAGACAACUCUUCAUCACGAUCUGUGUUCACUAACUCAUUUGACUUAGGGAAGAGUGGGGUAAGAUGAGUCAUUUUUCAUAUUUCGGAUCACUACAUCAGUGCAAACCAACAGAAUGAGUGUAAACAUAACUGUCUUGAUAAUAUAGCAUGCCAAAAAAAGUGGUCAUCUAUGGUCAACUUACCCAGUGUAUGGGGUAAGUUGACCAUAGGAAUGGGGUAAGUUGAGCCGUAUCCCAUGGUCUCAAUACAUGCUUUUAGAGCUGGUGUUGAUUUUUAUAGUCCUGCGUGAUCACUAAUAUUAUUAUCAUUUUUUUUUUUAUAAAUUCAAACAUCAUCAGUGUCCACACCAAUGAAAGAAAGCCCUGUGGUCGUUUGGGAUACAUGCUGACUAGUGAAAUUCAUGGCACAUGCUUGUUUAUCGCUGUAUUAUUCAACAUUCUCUUUGAAAGACAGAGGUUAACAGAGAACACACAGCUUUUGUUUGAACAUUUGUGAGAUACAGGCCCAAAUAACCCAACAGGGCCUAUUCAGGGUAUUAAAGUUGGUAUUCAAAGUUGACACCAUGUAUUCAUGUGAUUGGCUGACUGCUAAUCACGUGACUGCAGUCAUGUAAGGUGGGUGUGUUACAUCGCUUCUAGCAUGCACUGGGAGAGUAGGCGCCUUCUAGUGAUGGGCAUGGCAGUUCUUUUAGAUGUACUGAAUCACUAGAAUCAGUUCACUAAAAAGAUUCAUUCAAAAGAUUCGUUCACAAAAUCAUCGAAUCAAUCAGAGCUUGAGAGAAGCCUUUGACGCCAACCUCCUGUUUGUAAAAAUUAACUUGUUUAUAAGUCAUGAUGUUUUAAGUGUACUGUACUAUGGUAUGCUAUUUAUCAGGUCUGCUUGGCAAAUUGGGCUCAGUGAGUCAUUCAUUCACUAAAUUCACACUUAACAUGCACCGUUCCCUCACAAACCGCUGCAAUGACUGGAUGCUGCGGGUUUAAUGCACUACUUGUUACAUGUGCAAGUAGUUGUUGUAGCAAUUUAGCAGUUAAAAAAACAAAAAAGGUAGUUUUGUCUGACAAAAAGUAUUCAAGAGAUUGUAGUUCAGUGCGUGAUUCAUUCACCAAGUGAUUCAGACAUCAGUGCAUAUGGUCCCCCAUUCGCUGGCUGCUCAACUGGCAAUGCUGUUUCUUACUUCUGCUUAUCUGUAUUGAGAAAUGAACAAAUCACUCGAGGAAGGGAUUCGGUUCAGUACGUUCACUUAAAAGAUUCGGUUCAUUUAAACGAAUCGUUCGCGAGCGACACAACACUAGCACCUUCACCUGUGCUCCCUCUAUUGUUAGUGUUGUCACCUUUGUCCCACGAUGUGCACCACAACUCUACUAGCACCAGUGACAGUGACCGUUUAACAAAUAACGGAUCAGUUUUGUUGAUAAUGAAAAGUAUGCUGAAAUAAACUCAGUCUUGAUGGGCUACAUAGAAAAGCUGUGAGCAAGUAUUUCUGCUUAAAUCUGAAAAAGCAAAGAGCGCUGUGCACACAAAGGAUAAAAUGAAAUUAUUUGCAUUCCGUUUAUACACCGUACGUUCAGAUUUAAGAAACUGUUGGAUGACAUGACUACUUUUACCCCAUUAAUAAUAGUAUAAAUUAACGUUUCAUCAUGAAUUUUGUAUAUUUCUUCAUGUAUUUCGGACUCUUUGCUGUGACAACAGUUGCAUAUAAUGUAAAACUGGUUUACAGAGGUAGUUACAACUGGUGUGGAUUUAUGGGACCCGCCAGUCUGGAAAAGAAAAAAAAAAGGAAAAACUGGGUCGGGCCGGUGAAGCGCUCUUGAGCUCUCGGCAGCAGCUGCUCCCAGUCUGUCGGGGACUUCAUGUGGGGCUCAGCACUUCAAGUCGACAGUCCGACAGACUCCGAACCCUGGUGCUGGCUAUUAACAUGUCCAAAGUGAACGGCGGUUCCUCUGGUUGUCGGGCCGUGGUGAUGGCAGGAAAGUACCUGUCCAGUCCAUCAGCACUGGCCCGGAGUUGUGGCCAGCGUCAGCGGAGGAUGUUGUGUGCACAGCGGCGAAUGAUGAGCUCUGACGCGGCCAGCACAGGAGGAAAUACCGCGGCUGUGGCCCAGCAGGAUCAAUCUGGAUAUCUCUCCGCCGCAGACCGACAUGCGCUUACAAACCGCAAUCUGAUUUACCGGGACGUUAAGGCUUUCCUCAAUGAAGUUGGCGGAGACCCCAGGGAGGCCCGGUACUGGCUUACCCAGUUCCAAAGAGCUUCCAAGACCCAGUCUCCUGCUUUUGCUGUCAUGGAGGUAAGCAAAGUGAACGUUUAGUCAGUAAUAAACUCUUAUAAGAUUGUAGAAAAGAAAAUCCCAUCCUUUAAAUAGGUUUCAGUUGCGAUGUUUUAUUGGAUUUAUUCGCCACCCAUGAGGUUCCGGCUACGAUACGGAUGCCCGCAAGCGUCUGUCCAGAUACUGGGUCAAAGGUAAUCUUCUACAGUUAUGUCACGAGGACCAAAAACGAGUUACUCCCUUUAUAAUCACUUUUCAAAUGAAAACAGGUUGCAAAGUUGCAAAGUUCGUACUUUGUUUGUUUUAUAUGUAAUAGUUUGUAGUGAUUUUGUAUUUUAGACAGUGUAAACUCAUAAGAAAUAACAAUUUAUCAAACAUGAAAAAUAGUUAAAAUAUAAAAAGGAAAUUAAAGUUGUAUUUCGUGACUAGGUAACUAUAAAAAAAUACAAAUUGGGUCAUGUACAUAUCUUUCUUUGGUAGAUGCUCUGGUUUUAGAAGGUGUAGACUGUAUAUACUAAUGUUGUAUUAUUGUAUUUACUAUUAUAUACUAUAUUAUAUACUAUAUACUUUUCUAUAUACAGUCUGUGGGUGUACACUGUCUUUUGGUUCACCGGCUGUUUUAUCCAAAUGUAUCUUUUUUUGUUCUAGUACACAAACCUUGCAUUAAAAUGGACUCAUUUUGAGACAGAUCUAACCAGCAUAUCUUUAUCAGUCCACAUGUGGUCCUUUCUGGUUUUGUCUCCUCCAGGUGGACAGCUCAGUAUUUGACAGCAGAGACAUGGUUCAGAGCCUGGCUUUUGGGCUGUCCUUUCUCCAGCGGAUGGAUAUGAAGCCUGUGGUGGUAAUGGGUCUGCCUGCUAACGAAGAGUCAGGGCACAUGGAACCAGUGGCAGGUUCCCGGUGCGCUCAAGAGCUUGUGAAGCGAAGCCAGCAGCUAACUGAGGCACUGCAGCAGCAUUCAUCUACUGUCCUACCUCUCUUUUCUGCUGAGUCCUUCCUGCAACUGCAUGAAGCCCCACGUGGGAGCAGGUGAGGGAUGUGAUAUGCUUCACCUUUACUUAAACUCCACUGAGCCAUGAAGAUAUAGUAGGACUGUUUUUAACAGGCUGCGGUGGUGUAAAAUCGGGUACCCUUAGAAUCCUGUUUUUCUCCCUUUUUGGCAAAAGAUCAGAGCAUAUCAUCAGUUGGAGUCUUAUUUGUGAGGUAUGUGUUAACCAGAUAUCAAUAUGCAUCCUUGAUGAAGUGAUCACAGGUCCACAUAUCUUGUAUUUAUGAGCCCUGAAGCUCAUAAUCACUGGAUUGAAAACAAAAUGGUGUUAUAAAAGGUAAAUGCAACUCAGAGAAUCAGGAGUUUGUCCCCAUAAAUUGGAGGGAUUUGAAUGAGCCUGCUCAGUCUUUUUUUAUCCAUUUCUGUGAAAAAUGUUCUUUCACAAGAAGUUCCCUUUUCCAAGUUAGUAAGGGAAGGUUUUCUCCAGCAGAGUUCCUUAUUUUGCCUUGUGUGCGAACUUCAGAGUUUAGUUUAGAUAUGCAGUGUGACUCAGAAAGGACUUUAUUGCUGAACUCUGCAAAAACCCAAAUGAUAACAAGUGAAUUUGCCUAAUUCCUAGUUCUAAAUUCACCUACUCACUUGACAAGUGCAAAAAUAAGUCUUAUUUUUAGAAAUUACAACUAAAAACAAUGUCUGGUAAAGAGACAGGUGAUGAAGUAGUAUGAUGAAGUCUAAAACUUAAAAUUUGCAUGUUAACGUUUGAGUUUGUACAAUGAGGCCCUAAGCUUCCAAGAGGAUGUGUUCAGAGCAUGUGACUGAAACCAAAUCCUUCGAUUGUUCCUGCUCCAUAUGGCUGUAUCCUUUUACUUAUAUCAACAAUAUAUAUAUAUAUAUAUAUAUAUAUAUACAGUGGUGGCCAAAAUUAUUAGAACACUUGGCAUAUUUAAGAAUUUUCAGUUGUUUUUGUUGAGUUGGCCAUUAAAAUACCCAUAAAACAAAUUAAAUAUCUACAAAGUCAUCAUUUUGCUCUAUAAACCCUAGAAUAGAGCCAUCAUAAGGAGAUUUAGGUCAUUUUCCAUACAAAAAACAAGCAAGGCCUGUCAGUGUCACACAAUCAUGUUCCUUCACAGAAGCAGCCAAAUUACUUGUGUAAUCCUUCUCAGGUGUGAUCGUGGUUAAAUUGAUGGUGAUGCAAGUCUUAGGACACAGCUGUGUGAUUCUUUUGAACGUACAAGGCCUAUCCUGCUCAUUAAGUGAUUGGUAACAUGAGGGUUUUGUCACUGAGGCCACACCACCAAUUGGUAUAAAUUCAAAGCCUCUAGAAGUAGUCUUGAAGCUCAUGUUGCUCUUUGAACAUGGCUAAGGUGAAGAAGGAAUUAACGAGUGAGCAGCGGGUUCGAAUAAAGGCCCUUUUUGAUGCUGGCUGGAGUUACCGCCGCAUAGCCAAGGACUUGAGAUGCAGUCCAAGCACUGUAAAGUACACUUUAGACCGCCAUGAUGCCACCAAUUCACACCAGAACCGAAAGGGGAGAGGUAGAAAAAAGAAACUUUCUGACAGACAAGUGAAGCAUCUCAAAAUUCUCAGUCUUAAGGACCGAAGAAAGACCUCACGAGAACUGCGUGACGAGAUCAACACCACAAUGACUAAUGGUGCAACAGUGUCUUCAAGAACUGUGCGUCGGAAACUGGGAGAAGAAGGACUUGUUGGCAGAAUAGCAGCAAAGAAACCAUUACUGAGAGAGAAAAAUAGAGUGAAACGCCUGAAAUUCGCUAAAGAACACAAGAAAUGGACAAAGGGAGAUUGGUAUAAAGUGUUGUGGACUGAUGAGUCCAAAUUUGAACAGUUUGGCAACAAGCGAAGAGUGUAUGUUCGACGGAGGGAGGGGGAGAGAUAUAAAAAUGAGUGUCUCUUGCCAACAGUUAAACACGGAGGGGGUAGUAUUAUGGUGUGGGGUGCCAUUGCAGCCUCAGGAACAGGUGACUUAGUGAAAAUUGAUGGCAUCAUGGAUAAGAAAGUAUACCACAACAUUCUGGUGAGGCACGGAGUACCAUCUGGGAGUCGUCUUAUUGGGCCUGGAUUUAUUUUCCAAGAGGACAACGACCCUAAACAUUCUUCUAAGUAUUGCCGGAACUACCUGCGACAGAAGGAAUCUGCUGGAACAUUGAAAAUGAUGGACUGGCCCCCUCAAAGUCCGGACCUCAACCCCAUUGAGCAAAUUUGGGGCGAGUUGGAAAAUAAACUGGACAGAUCUAUUGUACAUUCAAAGGAAAGCCUUUGGCUUGAGUUGCAGAAGGCAUGGGAUAAUAUUAGUGUUCAAGUUCUCAAGAAAUAUAUUGACACUAUGCCAGAGAGAUGUGCUGCUGUAAUUGCUGCAAAAGGUGGACAUACCAAAUAUUAAAGUUAAAAGUGGAUAAAAACAGUAGGACUCACUUAAUCUGAUAUUUGUUGUGCUCAGAGCAACCAUCUGCAUGCAUCAUGAACAUUUUGAAAGGAAAUCAUGUUUUGGAGGCAAAAAAAAGUUCAAUGUUUUCAUUUCUGUCAGGUGUUCUAAUAAUUUUGGCCACCACUGUAUAUAUAUAUAUAUACAAAAACAAGACAGGAUGUAUCAUAUCUUGUUUAGGACUCAGUGCAACUUAAAUCAAAUAUCUGUAUUUGGUGAAACAACAAGGGAAUUAGGCAAAAGGCUGAGAAGAUUAAAAUAAAAGUGUCCUGUUAAAGUGCUGGGGAUAUGUUUUCAUUAGGAUGCAAAAGGGGUCUGUUUUUCAUUCUCUUAUUUUUUAUUAUUAUUUUUUUUAUUUUUAUAAAACUGCAAAAGAACGAUGCAACCACAGAACCAAAUAGUAACAAGUAGUAAUAAACAGUAAUAAAACCAUAUGAUUAAUUGAAAAUAGUCCAGAGACAACAUUUCAAACUAAGCCCAAAACUUUUACUCUUACUGGUGAGGUACAACAAAGUACUUAAAAAGUCAUGUAAAAAAUUAAACCUGGAAGAACAUCUCCUAACUAAUGAGGUUAAUUUGCAACAGUUCAGAAACAUAAGUGGGUAUUAAGAGGAUUCAAGAGAGAUGGGGUGUCUCAGAGGUAAAGAUGGAAAGAAAUUUGACAAGACUAUUUGAACUCAGUUUCUUGCUGCAUCCUCAAAUGUAGACCAAAAACUGUACCAUAUAUAAUCAAACCAUAUAUAAAUAACAAUAGAAGGCCUACUUCUGCCUUGACAAGCAUCCAAACCAGUUUUUUUAAAUUUACUCUUCAAAUGUAACACGUCUCCUUCACUGCUUUCAUUAAACCCCUGCCCUCUCACCUCUUUGCAGUGCUUUAUCCUCUGUUGCUGUAGACACCAGUCUUCUUCAGUGGAGUCUGGACUGUGGGACGAUCCCUUUGGUUUGUCCAGUCGGGAGAGACGGGCGAGGUUGCUCGAUUCUGUUGGAUCCAACAGAGGUGACAGCCGCUAUUUCAAGAGCCCUGCAACCCCACAAAGUCAUGUUUCUGAGCCACUCCGGAGGUCUCUGCAGCAAAGACAAAAAGGUAUGACUCUGAUUGAUGUCUGAUCAAUGUGAGAUCUUCUUAUGACCCCUUAGGGAGUAACAGCCUGGUUUAACAAUGUGCAAAGAGGGCUACCUCUGCAAAAAGGAAAAUUGCUUUUCCACUUUUAUCAUAAAAGCAAUCCUUUUGUUUGAACUGCCUGUGUUUGUGUGAAAGGUGCUGGGAACAGUGUCAUUUCCCAGUGACCUGCCUAGUCUCUCCAUGGCGGCAUGGCUGAGUGCUGCAGAGCGCCGCAAGGUGUCCACUAUAGCUAGACUGCUAAAUCAGCUGCCAGCGGAAUCCUCUGCUGUGAUCACCUCUGCUGACACCCUGCUGAGCGAGCUGUUCAGUCACAGAGGUAAGUCUGCUGACUGAUUCACACACUGUCUAUUUUGAGGUGUAACCCAAGUGGGUGCUGGGUUAUAUUUGUUUGAGGCUCUGGAUUUCACUAUUCGACAGAGACAGAAAUCAGGUCAUAUCUAAAUAUGUUUUGUACAACUGUUUUUUCACCAUCUGGAUUUCCCUCUCAGGAUCUGGGACACUUUUUAAAAAUGGAGACCCAAUUCACCGGUAUGUAUUUCCCUCAUAAUCAGAUAUAUAAAUGCAUAUAAGCUAACUCUAAAGUGACCCAACAGAGUUACCAACUGAAAUAACACUCAAUUACUGAGAGUAAUUUAAUGAUUAUGACAAGAAACAUUUGGUAACACUUAAUUUGACACCUAUCUCUAUAAUGCAUUAUAAAUAUAUUUAUAAUGCAUUAUAGCACUGUAUAAAUAAACACUCAUAAAUGAUCAUAAUGCUUUGAAGCAAUAAUCAUUAUAAACACAUUACAAAGCAUUUUAUCAUGACUUACAAGGUCGGGAGAUAUAAUGUGUUAUAACUGUUAACAACUCACUGACAUGCCCACAUAGAUAAUGCAAUGCAACUGUUGUUAACUGUUUUAACACAUUAUAGUACCUGACCUUGUAAGUCAUGAUAAAAUGCUUUAUAAUGUAUUAUGAUUAUUGCUAUAAAGGAUUAUGAUAUUUUAUGAGUGUUUAUAACUAUAGUUAUACAGUGCUAUAACAUGAUUAUGACGCAUUACACAUAUAUUUAUAAUGUGUUAUACAGAUAGGCGUCAAAUAAAGUGUUGCCAAAUAUUCACUUAUAAGCUUCCAAAUGUGAAUCAAUUAUUAGGAAAGUUUUCAAGAUUCAGCGAUGCUCAUAUUGGAUUUGAAAAGAAAAAUAUCCAAAGCUAGUAACCAGUCAUUUUAGAUAGUUAGUUUAACACAAACUUAUAAACUAAGCUACUGCCUAAAGGGUACAUUAUCACUGUGUGUUUGUGUGCAGGUACACCUCUCUGGAUGGUAUUGAUGUCCCGCGUCUGUUGGCUCUCAUCAACAAGUCAUUUGACAAAACUCUUAAGCAAGACUACAUCGACUCUCUAAAAGGAAGACUGCAUUCCAUCUAUCUCUCUGAAGGGUGUGUGGAAAAAUCCUGAAAAAGACGAACAAAAGCAAAUCAGAUAUUUCCACCAAAACAAAUUUGAGCUGUAGUGAAGAAACCUGUACCUCUACUUCCCCACUGUUCAAAAAAGUGUGCCAGGUAUGAUAAAAGUUGAGCCUGUCUCUUUUCUGAAUGUUUGAAACAUCUCUUUGCUCCAGGUAUAGUGCAGCAGCCAUCAUCACCAUGGAGCCAGUGAACAGUGGUACUCCCUACCUCGACAAAUUUGUGGUGAGCAGCAGUAAGCAGGGUCAGGGCACCAGCCAGAUCCUGUGGGAAUGUAUCAGACAGGAUUUGGGCAAACUGUUCUGGAGGUCAAGAGCCACCAACAGGAUCAACCCUUGGUACGACACACACACAUCUUUAGACUCUCAUAUUGGAUUUGGUAUUAAGUUUCUGUGUGAUUUAUUGCUGAUCAGAAACAGCUAAGUUUUGAAGAAAUAUUCCUCUUGAAAUGUUGCUUUAUCGUGCACAAAAAGAUUGGUCAGCUUCAGAUUAGGGCCACUUAUAGACGGAAACGGUCUCCAUAGAAAACGGAAAAGUGUCGUUUUGUUUUCAGUUUUUAUGCUGUGUUUACACAAAAACGCAAUGUGGUUGAAAACGCUGUAAUGUGCAUGCCAGGUCGCUAGGUGGCGCGUGUCGGUGUGAUCGCGCUCCCAUAUAGACCAACAACGCAUAUGUAGAACAACUUCCGUUCUACUUCCUAGAAGCACACAGCACAAUAUGGCGAAUAUGGCACAUUAAUUAUUUGAUGCGACUCGAAUGUCUAGCAUGGUUGUUGUUAUUUUCAAGGAAGCUGCGCAUGGCUAUGAUGUCAUAAGCGUGAGCCGACGUGAGCCAGGACGUCACAGGUUUGACUGUUUUCAGCGUUUUUGUACUUUAGACGAAAGUGGGACUAGCAGAGUGUUUACAACAUUUCCACUCUGGAGGGGGUUUUCACUUUGUUACGUUUUCAUCUCCUGAAAAUGCAGUUACUGUCUAAAUGGACCCCCCUAAAUGAAACUAAAUUUUUCCGUUUUCUAUGGAGACUGUUUCCGUCUAAAGUGGUCUAGGAAACAAAGAGUUGUAGCCUGGUGUUGUGAAUGGAUCUACCUGCUUGAUUUAUUCCAUUUUUCCAGGAGGUGUCAGCAAUGGCUGCAUUUUCAAACACCCUUGGAGGCAAUUGUACAGACUUGAAACCAACCAGAUCAGUACAGCAUGUGACCAAGUACAUAGCAACUGUAAUGUGAACAGAGAGCAGAAAUACACCUUUCUGAUUUAUGAACUCUGUAUGUGCAGUUUUUUUUUUUUAUGAAAAUACUUCAUUUGGUUUGUUUAAAACGGCCACCAUAGAUUCGAUGGACCUCAAAGACAAGUGAUCUGAUUGGCUAACACUUCAUUUAUUAUCAGCACAGCCUGUGAUAUAUGUUUUUCCAUUUUCUUGUCUUUUAAAGGUACUUCAAGCAUUGUGAUGGCAGCUUUGUUCACGGCUUGUGGACUGUCUUCUGGUUCGGCCUGACAGAUAUCAGAGAUUCCUAUGAGCUGGUUGAAUACGCCAAGGAGCUCCCUGACUCUUUCCGCACGGCCUCUCUGAUGACUUCCUAGCAGCCCUGCUUUCCUGCUGCAGCAUCCUAAUAUGAUGCGUAAUAGCUACUACUUUCAAAGGUCUUGGACUCUUAAUUUGAGCUAUGGAUGUAUAAAAAAAUCUGAUCUGGAUUUUUUGGGGUGAAUUUUUCUUAUACCUUGAAACUUGAAAUCUAUAGUGAGUAUUUCAUACAGUAACCACUAGGGGUGUCCCAAAACAGCCUUUUUUUUUUUUUUACUUCGGAUACGAUACCGAUAUUGUAGCCUUCAGUAUUGGCUGACACGAUAUUUAUCUGAUAUUGGUACAAACUUGUGCAUGGCAAGUUUUGCACUCAGCUGCAACGGCUUUUUCUGACAAAAAUACUGCCACACGACCGACAUCACUCCUACUUCUUGCUACUCUGUUAGUUCCUCAGUACACACUGUUGUUGUGAUUAUGUGGGCUCUGCGUGCUGGAUCCAGGUGCUACUAGCUAGAGGUGCCAGUGUAGGUGCGAGAUGUUCUCAGGGCCUGGUGACUGUUGAUGACGUCACACCAUAUGAUUGGCUGGAAGUUGGUUGGAUGACGUGGAAAAUUGUAGUUGGUCGGGACAAAUUACAGAAGCGGUUCUCUCGGGAUUAGAUUUCAUUGGAUUGUAGUUCUUCGGAGAAAGCAUGGACAAAUUUUACGAAGCAAUCUAUUGCUACUUAUCAAAGGGGACUAACGACAGCUGAACUACCACCUCUUUUAGGUUGCCAAUGAAAAUUGCAAAUAAAAGCAAAACCAUCUACUGAUAAACAAAGAUUCUUUUUUUCUGUUUCCUGUAGAAAAGUUAACAUUUACAAUGAAAGCCGUCUAAAAAUUACAGUACAGUAAGUUGUAAUCCUCUGUAUUAUAUGGAGACAAAGGUUCAAGGUGAAUUAAAUUAUCAAACGGAAAUAAAGAAAACUGUGAGGGGCUUGUAACUGAGCACAUUUGACUUAUUAAAUGGAGCCCAAUGUAGUUUGUCCCAGUGGAUUUGCCGCUGUGUGACGUCUUCAACAGGUGCUAAGCCCGGAGCAGAUCUGGCAGAGCACAUCUGGUACCUACACUGGAGCGGAGUCUAGAAUGAACUGCUUGUAUUGGAGUGCUGAUUUCAUUUCAUAUUUGUUUUUUUUACUGAUAUCAGACCUAUAUUGGACUGGGACAUCCCUAGUAACCACUUUUAGGAAUUGUAAAGUACCCUUCUGUAGGGUAGGGGCUUGUGCCAGGGACAUUUUCCACUUUGCCGUUACCUUGUUUUUCCAUUGUUUUAAGAGGUACAGUGAGCACACUGACUGUUACUGUGAGUUAUACAAAACUGGUGCUUUUUGACUCUAAAUGCUUUGCAGAGAGGGAAAAUUUCAAAACUCUACUUUUGUAUGAUGUGGUCAACUCCCUGAUCUUUCAGAGAUCAUUUAUUUUAGAGACCAAAUAUCAAAGUGAGUAAUACAGGUGUAACUCACUCCUACAGUUUUAUACAAAGCUCAGGGUUUACUUGACCUGAGUGUCCUACUAAACCUGUGAAAACAGCUAUGGCAUGUUUCGCUGGGUCUGAAAAGUUUUCUAAACUUUAUAUGAAGCUCUCAUCGGGGUCUUUAACUAGUUCAGUAAAACUAAGUAUUGCAAGUUAUUUUUGACUUACAGAAGCAAAUUAGACUAUUAGCGAAAAGGGUUUUCUUUCUACAUUAUAAUUUAUACGGCCUGUAUAUGUAGGUGGGGUGGUGGGUUGGGGUGGGGUUGGUGGGGUGUAGAUGUCAGACCAGACCACAGCACUCUGAAGAAUUUUUCUUAAAUUUUUUUUUUAUUAUUUUUACUUUUUCUACAGGAAAUGUUACAUGAGACCCAUCACACUGUGAGAAAGCAAGCUGAGAAUUUCGGUUUUAAAACACUAUCUACUAAUGUAUUUAACCAAAUCAGUAAAGUGAUGAGAGGUAAUGUAUAACUUUGACUACAGGGACUACCAAGAUAGGUACAGGCAGAAAGUUCCUCACAGGAGCUUUAAAUGAAUCCUGAUGAUGCCAUAACAGUAUAACACAAGUUUUUUUUGGCUUUGGUCCAGAACCUUUGGAUUUUAAAACAUUUUUUUUUUUUUAAUUAGGGUUUGCAUUUAGGGUAGAGAGCUCUUUAUACACGAUUAGGAAUUACACUGUGAGAGUUGUACAAUCGAGAAAUUUGAGUCAGAGUCAGUCAAGUUAUGAGUAAUUCAACCUUUUGCUUUUUUUCCGAUCAAUCUUUCCUAAACUCAGAAAAACUAGCUCAAUUUGUUAAAUUUAUUCAGAACCAUCUGUGGGAAAAGGAGCUAAACCUGAGUUAUACUGAACUGUUAAUGUGGUGAGAAGAACGGUGAAUGCCAAAGGGUAUGUUUGUAACAGUAUACGGUCAUUAAAGCUUUACAGGCCAGAUACUCAAUGAAUCAUGUCUCUGCCCUGUGCUUGCAUCUCAGUGUCUCCUCUUUGAGUUCUAGUUGAGUUCAGUUCUAUUUGCUCGCCCUCCCAGCCCAUACUUAGAAUUUUCUGCGUUUCUAUCUGAUUAGGUCCUCGGUGCAGACGGGUCAUUGUAGGUGACUUUAAUAAUAAUGUGGAUAAUGCCAUAGCCCUACUUUCUAGUCUGUAUUAGACUCAAUUGGGUUUACACAGUGCGUACACAGACCUUUUUAACCACAUCCUUGAUGUUGUUUUGGCUUAAAGACUUGUCAGUUAGUAAUUUGUAAUCCCCUUUUAUUAAACCACAAAUGAGUAACAUUUGAAUUUGUGCCAUCAGGUUAUUCUCCUCACAAAAAAACAUGCUAAGGUUGUCUGUAAAUGCUGUAGCUAAGUUCAAGGAGGCAAUUCUGUCUGCUCUUAAUUCAGUAUUUGAUAAUAACUUCACUGUUAGCUCCUUAUAUCUGGAUGUCAGUUUUUCGCAACUUGAUCAGCUCGUCUGUAAUACCUCAGGUUCACUGUGAGUCAUUCGUGACUCAGGUGCUCCUCUUCAACAGAAAAUCUUAGAUCCCAGAGGCUGGUUCGAUGGUAUAUACAUUGAAACUUGUGAGCUUAAACAGUUAUUGAGAAAACUAGAAAGGAUAAGGUGUUCCUCUGAAACAGCUGAGGCUCACAUACUCAGGCAGAAUUACAAUUACAAUGUCAUUUAGCAGACGGUUUUGUCCAAAGCAACGUACGUACAAAUCAUACACCAGCAGAGGACACAAACUUGCCCGAGGACAAACAGACAGACUAAGAAUGAGGGGAUUCGAACCGCCAACCUUCCAGUUGUUAGAUGACCGCUCUACCUCCUAAGCUACUGCCACCCUAUAAUCCAAUGCGCCAUCCAUUGCCCCAUAUUUAGUAAGAAUUGCCUUAAUAAAUAUAGUGAGGCCUGCAGCGUGCUUGAGCAGUUCACUACUCCUCCCUCAUUAAAGAAACAAGAGCAACAGUAUGAAAAGGUUUGGUUCUGUGUUCUUAUUGUGUCCUGUUGGACUCUGUUAUGUUAUGCACUGCAGCAGUGAUGUACGGCAAGGGCUGUAAAGUAUAAGUUUUGCAGCAGUUGAGUAAACCCAACAUCAACAAGGCUACACGUAUUUAUUGAGUACAACGCAAAAACAAUACCAGGCAUCUCUCCAGCACUGAAGCCAGACUGACAGAGUCAGAGCGCCAUUGAACCAUGUAUUCUCUUAGCCCUCAGCAGCAAUAACUGUUUGAGCUUCUUUAAUGAUUAAAUCUUAAAAUAAGAGGUACAAUUGCUAACUUCUUGCCCAUGACAGGUAUUUUUCUCUUAGACAACACUGUAAUUGUGGAGACACCCUUGAAGCCUCUUGUGUACCUUAGUUAUUUUACACCGAUUGCCUUUCUGAAUCAAAUUAAGUAGUGCUAACAGCUAAAUUAUCAACAUGUCUUUUACACCCAAUUCCAUCUAAGCUGCUGAAGGACGCCUCUCCUUUAAUAAGAACAUCUUUACUUAGCUUGAUCAAUAUGUCAUUAUUGACAGGAUUUGUUCCCCAGUCUUUCAAAGCUGAGGUGAUUAAACCUC